GCAGAGGAUGGCGGCCGUGGAGACCACAGAUACUAGAGGAGCCCCGCUAUAGGAUGUUUGGUAGGGACGGUCUAUUCCCGGCCAGGACCCGGAAGUGAAUGGGCGGGGUGGGCUGGUAGCAGGGGUCCAGGCCCGGGCCUGCAGCUGGAAUCCGGAUCGGGGAGUCGCCUGGUCCCCGGGAUGGUCAUCUAUGGUGGCGACUAAAGGCCGCAGCGGACGGCAGCAGCAGCAGCAGCUCGCCUCCGAUGGACGAGUGGAAGCCGAACCCUCGGGCCAAGCCGUUCGUCCCGCGGCGGCACAGGAGCUGGUUCAUCGCCUGGAAGUACAGGCUGAGGGGGCAGCGGUCGGUCAGGAGGCUGUGCCAGACUGGUGCACUCCUGUUUUUACUUGUGACCAUAAUUGUCAACAUCAAACUUAUUUUGGGUACAAGAAGAGCAGCAAAUGAGGAAGAACUAGAAGAAAACUAUGAUGAUGCAAUGCCUAACAUGGAAACUGCUCGUAGGCCUUCACAUGGCCGGAAGGUUCUGGACAUUGAAGUAUAUUCCAGCAGGUCGAAAGUCUAUGUUGCUGUUGAUGGAACCACAGUUCUUGAAGAUGAAGUCAAAGAGCAGAGUCGAGGAAUACACGUUAUUGUUCUGAAUCAAGCUUCCGGCCAUGUAAUGGCCAAACGAGUGUUUGAUACUUACUCACCCCAUGAAGAUGAAGCUAUGAUCCUGUUCUUGAAUAUGGUGUCUCGUGGGAGAAUCCUUCUGUUCACUAUCAAGGAUGAGGGAUCUUUCCAUCUGAAAGACUCUGCCAAAAAUCUGCUUAAAAGCCUCGGUAGUCAAAUUGCUUCAUCACUCAGUUGGCGAGACAUGUGGACUUUUGUGGUAAAGAAAGCAGGUCAAGUGUAUGGUGAAAAACAUUCAAAAUCUCCUGCCUUGGCCACUUGGGGUGAUCCAGUUUUAUUGAAGACUGAAGUUCAGCUAACCUCAACUGAAGAUGCCGAGUGCCAUUGGGCAGACACAGAUGCCAAUCGGAGGAGGAAGACGUUUUGCAGCAAGGUGGAAGGAUAUGGGAGCAUCUGCAGCUGUAAGGAUCCAGCACCUAUUGAAUUUAACCCCGAACCUUUAAAGGAUAACAAAGUUUAUGAUGUCCCAGUGGCAGUGAUAGCAGGUAACAGGCCUAACUACCUUUACAGGAUGUUGCGUUCAUUACUGUCUGCACAGGGUGUAAAUGCAGAGAAGAUCAUUGUCUUCAUUGAUGGUUACUAUGAGGAGCCGAUGGAUGUGGUGGAACUCUUUGGCCUGAAAGGUGUUCAGCACACUCCUAUUAGCAUUAAAAAUGCUCGCGUCUCACAGCACUACAAAGCCAGUUUGACAGCUACAUUCAAUUUGCACCCGGAUGCAAAGUUUACCGUGGUACUUGAGGAAGACUUGGAUAUCUCGGUGGACUUUUUCAGUUUUCUCAGCCAAACAAUCCAUUUACUUGAAGAGGAUGAAAGUUUAUAUUGCAUAUCUGCUUGGAAUGAUCAGGGUUAUGAGCACACAGCAGAGGACAUUGCUCUGCUCUAUCGAGUGGAAAGUAUGCCAGGGCUUGGCUGGGUUCUAAAGAAGAGCCUUUAUAAAGAUGAACUGGAGCCAAAGUGGCCAACACCCGAAAAGCUCUGGGACUGGGACAUGUGGGUGAGAAUGCCCGAGCAAAGAAAAGGUCGGGAGUGUAUUAUCCCAGAUGUGUCCAGAUCUUACCACUUUGGCAUUGUUGGACUCAAUAUGAAUGGCUAUUUUCAUGAAGCCUAUUUCAAGAAACACAAGCUCAACACAGUUCCAAAUGUGCAGCUUAAAAAUAUAGAUAGUUUGAAAAAGGAUGCUUACGAGAAAGAAAUUCACAAACUGCUAAGUGAGGCCAAGGUUCUAGACCAUACCAAAAACCCUUGUGAAGAUAGUUUCAUUCCAGACACUGAAGGAAAAAUCUAUCUCAUGUAUAUUCGAAUGGACCAGGAAGCUGAUUUUACAACAUGGACACAGUUAGCAAAGUGCCUGCACAUCUGGGACCUAGAUGUCCGAGGUAACCACAAGGGCAUGUGGCGGCUAUUCAGAAAGAAAAACCACUUGCUUGUUGUGGGUACACCUUCCUCUCCUUAUUCAUUAAAGAAACCAGCAUCAAUUAUCCCAAUAUAUAUUGAGCCACCUCCAAAGGAAGAUGUGGAAUUGAAUUAAGGAUGGCAUUUGAGGAGUUUACUCAUCAUUUCCGUGACUACUUUGUACCACUAUAUUUAACGUAUUAUCAUGGUUUUACAUGUUUUUUUUAAAAGAUCUGCUUCAAGUAAAGAAAACAAAGUUACCAAUGGCUAAUACUUGAUUAAUUGUACUACUAUAGAUUUAGUUUUAUAAAUUAUGGAUUGAUAUUUAUUUAUUUUACAUGAAUGCUGCAACUGCAUUUUCUGAAAUAUUAGUAAAGCCAAUCAUUUGAUUAGCUGGUGUAUCCAGGAAAUUAUGAAUGGGGUCCUGAUUUAUUCAAGCUAAAUAUAAUUGAAUCUGGUGAAACUGAUUAGUUCAAACGAGCAUAUUUCUUGCAUCAUAAGUGUUUCUACUGUAAUUAUCUCCUGCUGUAUUAUGUACGACAUAACAAAUUGUUGCCCAGAAUUGUAUUAUCACAUCUUCAAAUUCUGCAAAUAUAUAAAGUACUAAAUAUGUUAUGAUUUUUUUUUUAAAUGAUUGGGGUCAGUUUAUUGGGAGUAAGAUAUAGGAGGAAAAAUGUUUUUAUCCCGCUGGACUGAAUUAUUUAAGGACACGUCAAUCUAACACUAAAUAUUAUAGACUGGAAUUUCCAGGUUUCUAUGUAUUUAAUUAACCCCAGUUUGUACUAAUCAUUAUAUCUUAUUUAAAAAGCUUGUUUAUUUGCAUUUAUUGAACUGGGGUAGAUUAUAUUGUCUAUUAUAAAUAAAUGCUGUUUAUAAUUGUAUAUAAUCAAUGAAGGACUAGUAAAAUAUUAGUACCUAUGGAACUAUAAUUGCUGCUGUGGUGUGACAGAAAAUCUCCUGAGGAUUCCCUGAAUGUUUAAACCAUUUAGUUCAAACAUCAAAGCAGGUACUUUUUCCUUUACAGUGUUUAAUGUUUACCUACUGUGUGCUCCAGAACAGUGCCAACAGUUAUUGUGUAUUGAAUUGUAUAGUUUAAGCUUUCAUUGCUUCAGAAUCAAUGAAAUGACUGGCUUGAAUGUUCAGUUCAUAAAGGAGUAAUCCUAGUUUUAAUAAAAUGUUUUUACAAUCAACAUUAAAGCUGCUAAUGGUUGAUGGGAGGUGGGGCCAGAACAUGGGUGAGAUUUUGAACACCAAAUAUUUAACGACAAGCAAUUUAUAGUAUCUAUUUACCGUAGAUUUUCUACAAAACACGAAAAUCAGAAUCCUUUAUAGUAAUGUGAAGGAUAGUUCACACAAGGUGUAUUGAUCUGCACAGUUUCGACUUCUAUUGAGUUAAAAUGGUUAAUGCAAAUGAUUCAUGUGGCAUCAAUGUUUCUUUCAGUUCCAUUCAUAAUGUGACAUUUACGACAAUAUGCUGGAACUGAGAAAUAAAUAAAAUAUACCCCUAACAAAAUUUCACAUGUGGAAACAGACUUAUGUUGAGUGAGUCCCAAUCCUGAGGUGGCAGUUGCUGUAGAGUGAUCUAUUUGGACAGUUGCUGAACAAUGGGUUUCCAAAAAGUGUGUAAAUCUACCAAGGUAACAAAUAACGCUCAAGAUAAUUGGACACUAGUGACUUUAAAAUCAGUUUGUGGUAAUUCCCUAUAAUUUUAAGUUUGUAGAAUUGUAGCUUUCAAAUUGCCAAAUACAUUAUGCCUGCUUAAGUACUCAAAGGUUUAUGUUAUCUGUCGAAGCUAUGUUGAAGUCUGGGAGUUUCCUAAUUUGUUUGGAACCUUAACUGCUGUGGUGAAGUUGUCUUCCCCAUCACAGUCUUGAAUGGUUCAUUUGAUGAGUAGGCUGCAAAUUAGUACAAUUCCAAAUCUUUAAAAAGCUUUGAAAUUUAUAACAGAGGCUCUGCUUUAUGUAUGCUUUUUUUUUGCAGAAGAUGGAUGAUUCCAUGCAAAAUAAAUUGAUAUUUUGUGCUUAAGAGCAAAAUCAAAUGUGGCUGAAGAAUAUAUUGCCAUGAUGUAUUGCUUGUCUUAACUCCCUAGAAGUGAGUUAAGUUAAGUUUGCAAUCAUUGUUAAUGCAUGAUUUAUUUAGAUCAUGGCCCUACCACAAGAAAUGGGCAAUAUGCACCAUUUUCAGUAACUAACAACAGGAUAGCAAUUCUCAGAACU
Molecule: messenger RNA, 4278 nt
Organism: Amblyraja radiata (thorny skate)
Lineage: Eukaryota; Metazoa; Chordata; Chondrichthyes; Rajiformes; Rajidae
Gene: pomgnt1
Product: protein O-linked mannose N-acetylglucosaminyltransferase 1 (beta 1,2-)
Exons: 21
Coding region: 246-2198 (650 amino acids)
Biological process (GO): protein O-linked glycosylation via N-acetylgalactosamine
Cellular component (GO): Golgi membrane
Molecular function (GO): beta-1,3-galactosyl-O-glycosyl-glycoprotein beta-1,3-N-acetylglucosaminyltransferase activity
Source: RefSeq, a predicted model, not a curated record